Molecule: messenger RNA, 744 nt
Organism: Telopea speciosissima
Lineage: Eukaryota; Viridiplantae; Streptophyta; Magnoliopsida; Proteales; Proteaceae
Product: cysteine-rich repeat secretory protein 38-like
Exons: 2
Coding region: 1-729 (242 amino acids)
Source: RefSeq, a predicted model, not a curated record
AUGACGACCUCACCCCACCCGGCACUUCUCCAUCUUCUAUCCCUCGCUCUCCUUCUCCAAUGUGUUCUUGGAGGAGACUCUUAUCUCUAUCAAAUCUGCUCGAAUUCCGAGAACUACACUUCUAAUAGUAUCUACAAUACCAACUUGAACAAGGUGAUGGCCUCUCUCUUCCGUCGUGUUCCUCCCACAGGCUUCGGACUUGUCUCAGUUGGUCAAAACCAUCACCGCGUGUAUGGACUUGCUCUAUGUCGAGGUGAUGUCUCAAGCAAAGAUUGUAAGAUCUGUAUUGCCAAUGCAAAGACAGAAAUUCGCAAAGGCUGUCCUAAUCACAAAGAAGCCAUCAUUUGGUACGAUUAUUGUCUUUUGAAAUACUCCAAUUAUGAUUUCUUUGGCAAGAUUGACUCUCCCAAAUUCAUUAUGGUGAACUCACAGAACGUAAGUGAUCCUGCCCCAUUCAAUAAGAAAACCAAAGAAUUGUUAAACAAGGCAGCGCAUGAGGCUUAUCUCAGUUCAAAGAAGUAUGCUAGUGGAGAGCUAGUGUUUAGUCGUUCAGAGAAGCUCUAUGGUUUGGCUCAGUGCACUAGGGAUCUCUCUACUGCUUACUGCAAGGAGUGCCUGAAUGUUGCAUUAAGUUACCUUCCAACCUGUUGUGAUGGUAUACAAGGAGGAAGAGUUGUUGGUGGUAGCUGUAAUAUAAGAUACGAGCUUUACCCUUUUCUAAAUUUUUAGAAUAUUAAGAUCAUG